AUGCCGCACGAAGUCCCCGCCAACUGCACUAUCGAGACAUGUCCCCACGAAGCCGUCAUCAACUACUUGCCCGUCCUAUCUGGCAACAUCUUGUAUCUCAUCUUCUUCGGCAUUCUCCUGCUCGCCCAUACGUUCAUGGGCAUCCGGUACCGCACGUGGACGUUCAUGGUCGGAGUGGUGCUCGGGAUUUUUGGGGAGAUGGUGGGGUAUGCCGGUCGGUUGAUGAUGCGAAAUGAUCCGUUCAACUUCAAUACGGUGUUGAUCUCCCUCAUCCCACUCACGCUCGCCCCAGCACUCCUCUCCGCGUCGAUCUACCUCACCCUCUCUCGCAUCAUCACCAUCCGCGGCGCCCACCACUCCCGCCUUCGCCCGCCCACCUACACAGUUCUCUUCAUCGCGUGCGAUCUUACGGCCCUCAUCCUGCAGUCCGCGGGGGGCGCGAUGGCCUCGGGAAGUGAGUCCAACCCCGACCAGGGCAAAACGGGCCUGAAUAUCAUGAUGGCGGGUCUCGCUUUCCAGGUGGCGAGCUUGGCGCUGUUUUUGGGACUCUGGGCGGAGGUCGAUUGGAGGGCUCGUCGCGGGGCUGAUAAGCGGGUUGAAAGCGGGGAUGCGGCGGAUAUGUUUGUCGGGAUCAGAAAUACGGCCGCAUUCAGGCGGUUUGAGAUCGCCCUUGCAAUCUCCACCAUCCUCAUCUUCAUCCGCUCCAUCUACCGCGUCGCCGAGCUUGCCGGUGGCUUCGACAGCGAGCUAGCGAACAAUGAGCCUCUAUUUAUGGUGCUAGAAGGAAUGCUUAUCAUUUUAGCAAGCGGCCUCCUGGCUAUCUUCCAUCCCGGCCCGGCGUUUGGUGGGUGCUGGUUAAGUGCGGCCACGGCUAGGAGGCCGGAUAGUGCCGAUACUCUGGAGUUGGGCGGGACGACAAGAGUUAUGGUGUAG
This is a messenger RNA of Fimicolochytrium jonesii, 933 nucleotides long. RefSeq names its product RTA1 like protein-domain-containing protein. The record is from RefSeq and is a predicted model, not a curated record. NCBI's taxonomy places the organism in Eukaryota, Fungi, Chytridiomycota, Chytridiomycetes, Spizellomycetales, Powellomycetaceae. Bases 1 to 933 code for a protein of 310 amino acids. The transcript is spliced from 3 exons. Gene Ontology annotation, cellular component: fungal-type vacuole; plasma membrane.